Echinops telfairi (small Madagascar hedgehog) is the source of this 1989-nucleotide messenger RNA. It is a transcript of the gene NFYC, whose product is annotated as nuclear transcription factor Y subunit gamma. Gene Ontology annotation, molecular function: DNA binding; protein heterodimerization activity; DNA-binding transcription activator activity, RNA polymerase II-specific. Gene Ontology annotation, biological process: regulation of DNA-templated transcription. NCBI's taxonomy places the organism in Eukaryota, Metazoa, Chordata, Mammalia, Afrosoricida, Tenrecidae. Bases 204 to 1211 code for a protein of 335 amino acids. Gene Ontology annotation, cellular component: CCAAT-binding factor complex; nucleus. The record is from RefSeq and is a predicted model, not a curated record. The transcript has 10 exons.
UGGCGAAUAGUUUGUUGGGGGGUGGAGGGACAGCUGUUCGGGUUUUCACUGGAGUGGACAUACCAGACUCAGGUUUCUUCAUCUCCUGCUGCCUUUUGUUUCCGCCGUCCUUUUGGGGGGAGGGAUAGGAGUGACUUAAAUUCUCCCUGUCCGAGGAGAUAUAAAUAACUACAUGUAAAAUUAAUGCAGUUCCCGUUGUCAAAAUGUCUACAGAAGGAGGAUUUGGUGGUACUAGUAGCAGUGAUGCCCAGCAAAGCCUACAGUCCUUCUGGCCUCGUGUCAUGGAAGAAAUCCGGAAUUUAACAGUGAAAGAUUUCCGAGUACAGGAACUCCCACUGGCUCGUAUUAAGAAGAUUAUGAAGCUGGAUGAAGAUGUGAAGAUGAUCAGUGCAGAAGCCCCUGUGCUCUUUGCCAAGGCAGCCCAGAUUUUUAUCACGGAGUUGACACUUCGAGCCUGGAUUCACACAGAGGAUAACAAACGUCGGACACUACAGAGGAAUGAUAUCGCCAUGGCAAUUACAAAAUUUGAUCAGUUUGACUUUCUCAUCGAUAUUGUUCCAAGAGAUGAACUGAAACCUCCAAAGCGUCAGGAGGAGGUGCGCCAGUCUGUGACUCCUGCUGAGCCUGUCCAGUACUACUUCACGCUGGCUCAGCAGCCCACCGCCGUUCAAGUGCAGGGCCAGCAGCAAGGCCAGCAGACCACCAGCUCCACCACUACCAUCCAGCCUGGGCAGAUCAUCAUUGCUCAGCCUCAACAAGGCCAGAGCACGCCCGUGACGAUGCAGGUUGGAGAAGGCCAGCAGGUGCAGAUUGUCCAGGCGCAGCCUCAAGGCCAAACCCAGCAGGCCCAGAGCAGCACUGGGCAGACCAUGCAGGUGAUGCAGCAGAUCAUCACGAACACAGGAGAGAUCCAGCAGAUCCCGGUGCAGCUGAACGCUGGCCAGUUACAGUACAUUCGCUUAGCCCAGCCUGUGUCAGGCACCCAGGUGGUACAAGGACAGAUCCAGACACUUGCCACCAAUGCCCAACAGAUCACUCAGACAGAGGUCCAGCAAGGACAGCAGCAGUUCAGCCAGUUCACAGAUGGACAGCAGCUCUACCAGAUCCAGCAAGUCACCAUGCCUGCAGGCCAGGACCUCGCCCAACCUAUGUUCAUCCAGUCAGCCAACCAGCCCUCCGACGGGCAGGCCCCCCAGGUGACCGGCGACUGAGGGCCUGAGCUGACAAGACCCAAGGACACCCAACACAAUUUUUGCCAUACUGCCCCAGGCGAUGGGGACAGCCUCUCUUCCCAGAGGACCCAGCCGACCUCAGCGCCUCUUGCAGGCUAGGACACUGGUGCACCUGCCCCAUGCCUGGGGGUUGAGAUUCUCCAACAGAAAGAUGCAAUAUUUUUUAUUUACGUUUUUCCCCCCUUUUCCUUCCCAAGGAAUCAAUAUUUCAAUACAUGGAGCUGUGUGUCCAAUGCGAUGAAAUGGGAAAAUAUUAAAUAACAUAUUUAUGGCAUUUUCUUGAAGAGCGUCAUUGAAGAACUAUUUCUUCUUUGGGGUUUAGCCUUUUUGGUUUUCACGGCCACUUCCCCUUAGGAACAAAUCUUCCUGGGGGCAGAAGGUCUUGUCUCCUGCCUCGUGUAGCAGCUGCUGCCCCAUGCAUUGUCACCUUGUUCUGCCCUUGGAUGAAAUUAGGUGAAUAUGUGUACUGUUGGUCCUCCCCCCAGCCCCUGCUCUUGUCCACCCCACCCAGAGGCCAUGGAAGCAUUCCUCUCACUGAAAGAUGAACUCAUUCCCCUUGGAGAGUGGCUGGAUCAGUCCCAACCCAUUCUCUCCCAGAGACCCAAGGAGACUAGAACGUUGUUCAUUUGCCCAUUUCUUCCACCACCACCACCCCCGUUUUCUAUUUUAUUUUUUAAAUGCAUUGAAAAUUGUGCUAGUCUCCUGUGCUGCAUGGACUACAAACUGCAUGAAAUGCAAUAAAUAUCGUUUUAGAUAA